Motacilla alba alba is the source of this 5314-nucleotide messenger RNA. RefSeq names its product protein phosphatase 1 regulatory inhibitor subunit 14D (gene PPP1R14D). Lineage: Eukaryota; Metazoa; Chordata; Aves; Passeriformes; Motacillidae. Gene Ontology annotation, biological process: regulation of phosphorylation. The record is from RefSeq and is a predicted model, not a curated record. The transcript has 4 exons. The coding region runs from base 278 to 658 and encodes 126 amino acids. Gene Ontology annotation, cellular component: cytoplasm. Gene Ontology annotation, molecular function: protein serine/threonine phosphatase inhibitor activity.
CUCUGCCUACCUGCCUGCUCCUGUCAGCACAUCUGACGGUGAAACCCAAGAGUCUGCAGCUGUAACUCUGCCUGCAGAGCCUGGCUGCUGCCCCAGCCCUGUGGCCACCCCUAACUCUCUCCCUAGGAUCACCAAUGCCUCCCACCUUUGAUGCCUGUAACUAGCUUGUGCUGGGAGGCACUGGCUGCAGAGAGGCUUGGUUAAAGGAGGCAGAGAAAAGGUGCAAGGGAGCCCAGAGGAAGGCAAGUUCCUGCUGUCAGAGGACGAGGCGGUGAGGAUGGCCAGCAACUCCAGUGCACUGCCCCGGGUGACUUUCCAGACACCAGAGAAACCUGGGGAGGAAUCAUCACACAGGAAACUAGGCAAGCUGACCAUAAAGUACAACCGCAAAGACCUACAGCGCUGGCUAGACCUGGAGGAAUGGAUCAACGCCCAGCUGCAGGAGCUGUACCAAUGCCGGCUAAGGGAGGAAACGGAGGCAGCAGCUCCUGAACCACAAAUUGAUCUUGAAGAUCUCCUGGAGGUCCCUAAUGAAGAACAGAAAAUGAAACUGCAGGAAAUCCUCCAUGAGUGCUCCAGCCCCACAGAGGACUUCAUCACGGAAUUGCUUAGUCGAUUGAGAGGUCUCCGAAGAGUCACCAAUCCUCAGAAGAAAUGACCUUGCUCACAUGGAAAACCCAGCUUUGGUUACAAGGAAACAUGUAUCUUCCUGACAAAAAAACCAGGAUCAGCAACAGAACUUCUGAGUAUGUUUAGGACUUAUUAUUAUUAUUGAGAAACAUCACCGAGUUUGUGAACUUUGUACCAGUGGUUUGAAGUCUCCACUCCUUCCAGAUCUACACACACAGCAGGGAGCUAGAUUGUACAUUUUCCUGAUUCUUAAAGAGUGUGUUAACCUGAGGAACAGGACAAGAUGUCCCUCCUUUAGAUUCUUCUAGGAAUUUCCAUGCUGGCCAAGGAGCACUGAAUACAAUUUUCAGGAGCUCAUCAAGACUUCUUUUUUUUCGUCCACUGCAAGGAAAACAAGGCAUUGGUUAUCAGUCAUUCAUCAACAUGGAAAAUCAGCCACUGUUAAGCUGCACCUCAUUUCAGUCUGGCUUAAACCCAACUGUGAUCUCCUGCCUGUUACUGCUGUACCUGACUCUACAGCAUUGCACAUACUUUGUAAGUCUUACUAAGCCUCUCUUAUUUAUAAAGGUUGGACAGAAAAUACAUGAUAGUUUGGGUGCACCUGAUCUGCUUAAAAGGAAGUUUGUGAAACAGCUGCUACAGCUAAUGGCUAUUUUUUUUCCAUUUUGUGGAAUUUAAGACUUAAAACUUAGAAGCCUUUUCUAAAGGAACAAGGUCUGGGAACAAUUUUUCUCCUAGUUUAAAAAGAUGCUGGAAAAAUACUUAUUUUAUAUUAAAACAGAGAAAACCAGCCAUGCACUGCUUGAUUUUGCUCUCUCUUUAGAUUCUAAAGAAAAACUGAAGUAAAAAAAUACCUGCUCCCAACUUCCCUUCAGGAAGCAUCUUGGAGUGAGUCUUUUGCAGACAGGUAGGUCUCACAAAUGAGCAGGGAAGUAGGACACAGUACCUUGCUGCACAAACUCUUCUGGCUACAACUAGUAUUUGCCUGGAAAAAUACAGAGGAAACUACAUCCAGCCUCUCAGCAAGUCAGUAACUUGACACAUGGACUAGGAAAUAAGACAGCAAAUGGAGGCUGAUUGCUUAGGCAGAGCACUCUCACAUGAUGCCCUGUCCCUACGUUGAUACCUGCCACGCAAACACAAGAGAUGAGUCUGAGUCGCAUCCAGAGGAGCUCCUACAGAGCAGAACAUUCAAGGCCAGCUUUUGAGUACACCUUUUGUCUGUUUGGUGAGCCAGGCAGAAGGGAGCAACUAUGGAACAUGCAGGUUAGCUAACAAAGACAAGGAUUCUUGGGCUGAAGCAGUAAUAUCUUAAAUGCAUUAGCCUUUCCAUCUUUAUCAGUAGCAAAGUGAUGACUAUUAUCAUCUUGUUCUUCCCUCCUAUUUUCCAGCUGUCAGUGAGCAAACUGUAAGUUGUAUCCUCUAAGAAGACAAAAUCCAAGCUACAGUAACAACUGUGAUGUAAGGGCCUGUUUCCUUUUACAUGCUUUUCUUGUAUCUGACUGGAAGUUGGCAAGCCAGGGAACACGUCUUGUUCUAAGGCUGCUCCAAGGUGUUCUAAGCCUCACCCACUAGGCUGGAGAAAUGGUCUUUCUUUAUCAGGUCCAAUAUAUGUCUUUGGUAGCCCUGGGAAUAUGCCAAUUUUGGCUUAAUAAGGGGCUAGUGGGACAUGCUUACCCUCAGGAAAUCUCAAUCAGUAAAAUAACAAAAACUUAAAUCCAGACCUGCAAUGGUUGCAGAUAUGGCUUAUGGAUGACACCUGCUAAGACUCAUGUAACACACCCCUGGAGAAAGGAGUGCAGCAUUUUUUGACAAAAAGCCCUGAGCACUGGUAAAAAAAGACUAGGAUCAAACAGAAGUUCAGAUGGAAGAGCUAGGCGGACAGGACUAAACUAGAGAUGCAAUUAGCUACAGCACAGCAGUAUAGGAGUUCAGAUCACUUAUAUACCCCACUAACAGGCUUUGUUUUAUUCUGCUGAGCUGCAACAGCACAAAGACAUGACAUGCCUCUCUUCCAGCCCAAGAGAAAUAGUUUCUUCCCCCUGGGAACUCUUCUGUAUUUCCUCAAUACGGAGUGAGCCAAAAAAGAAUUUUUGUCUGUGCUUUAAGGUAGACAUUGUUAGAAUCAAAGAGAAAGCAGAUUCUGAAAACUCUGCUUGACCAAAGUUGUCUUUAUGUUCAUUCUGCAAGUAGCAGCAAAGGAGUAAGCUGCAGAGCGUAUCAUGUGCAGUUGCUUCUGAUACAUAAUGAUACCUGAGAGCACUUCAACUGAGCACACUGAGAUCAGGGGAGCAAGGCAACAUGUGGCCAGUGGUAGAUGGUUUCUCAGCUCACUGGUGCAAAAGAAAAAGCAAUGUAAUGAAAUCAGAGUAACUUCUUUUUUGUUUCAUUCUUAAACAGUAGUAAAUGACACUUGGUUUGAUUUAUGUUUUGGCUGUUCUCACACCAGACCACAAGGAUAGAUUAAAAUCAAUGCUUGAAAAAUUUUUGUUACAAACAUCUUCAAGUUAAUUUUGCUGUUUCUCAGCACCACCACUAGCAUAAGUAUGUAGAUACUAUCUAAGAAUGUUGCUUGAAAGGAACUUUGCCCUCUAGAUUAUACCAGGAUAAUCCAAUGUAUGAAAGUUCAUGAACUUUUCUAAUUUGAAUUCUUGUUGGAGUGGAGCCCACAUUUAAUAAUUCACAUACAAAACAUUUUGAGAGGGAUAGAAAAUCCCUAAUGACUUGGUACAAAGAUAAGAGCAAACAAGUUGAAUCUCUUUCUGGAAGAUGCCAAGCUGUCUUCGGUCCUUCAACAACUAUGACUGAAGUUGAUCUGGCCUGUCAGGAACAGACUGAUUACCAAGAUCUUUGUUUACCAGCACCUUUUCAAACACAAGGAUAGGGAGUAAGUAACACAGCUAACAUUGCACUGCCCACUUAAAGGUCAUGUCACAUUCCUCUUUCACAACACAGAUUCAGGUAGGUGUGCUUCCUGCAGACAGCCCAUCUGGAUACCCCUCUGCCCUUCCUACAUGGAGUUCACUGAGGCAACAGCUACAGUGGGAAUGGCUUUUUGGGGGAAAGUGAUUGGGCUGCUACUAAAACGCCCCAUUACAUGCAGAAAGUGCAGCAGCCACAAAAAUGUCCAUUAGUGGAGCAGGGAAAGCAGCAGCUUGUGUCUGUAUGACUUGAAGAGAGUCUUCCAUGUAUGACUAAGUUCUAUUUCAGGUAAUGGGUUGGGUGCAUUUCUGGAUUCCUUGGGGUGGCCCUACAGAAACCAAUUUUGGAAUCUAAAUAAACUGCUUCCGGCUGCAACCUGGUCCAUUACUACUGACGUGAAGAGGGCAGGGCUUACAAGACAGAGGCUGCCUAACUGCAAGGGAGCUCAAAGUUUUGUUGUGGCUGAUGAAGCAUUCAAAAUGUUGCAAGUUUCAUACCAGCUCAUACUAAGAUAUUGAAAAAAACAGCAGUUGUAAAUCAAGAAACAAAAUUACUGCUAACUGCUUGGGGAUGACACAGGCUGAAGCCAAAAGCAGUGGAUCAAUUUAGGAGAGAAAUAACAGAUAGUUGCACCUUUCCCUGUAUACGUAAAACAUGAAGGCUUUAACCUCAGAUAGAACUGGGCUAUCUUACUAGCAGACUAAUUAUCCAUGUCAAAUAGCAAUGAAAAAGUGUCACUCCUAUGACAACAUAAAUAAAGAACAGCAUUUUGUUUUGAUUUUUAAGACUGCAAGCUCCUCAGGGCUUACUUAAAUAACUUAUUUAAAUUUUGUGUGUCACAGGGUUAAUUGUGAGCUCUUGCAUCAGAAUAACUCAAGUAGUUUUCCCAUCUACCUGUCCCAAGGAGACAGGCACUGGUGAAGCAAGGGCUGCCAGGAGAAGGAAGAUCCUCCACAGAAGUCGGGUUUUGCCACCCCUUCCUAAGAAAAGGUUUUGAUGGCACUGUUGGAUAUGCUUGCCAUUUUUAGUGUUACUAUUAUUAAGUAUUACUAUUCUACAUUGUUUGAAUCAGGUUUUUGUUGAAGAGUCUGAUCCAGAGCAACACAUUAGCAGAAACCCACCUUCCACAGUGGUUUAAUUCAUUUGCUGUCCUCUGACCAGAGGUGUAGGUAAACACUGUUUCAUCACUUCACCUCGGAGGCACUGACCUUAAGCACAGGGGCAAGGCAGACAGCUGGGAGUGGCAGCGUCAAACCAGACAGGCAAGAUUAAUUGGAAAUUCCCUGUCAAGGGCAAAUCCUUUAUGUUUUUGCAUUUGGAAUUCAUCAGCCUUAGAGAGCUCUCUCAGAAGUCACAUUAUUUGGAAAGAGCUCAUCCUGAUAGAAUAAUAGAGCAUGUUUACAGCAAAUAUAUUUAGGUAUUUGAAGCAAUUCUGGGUGUUCUGGGCACUGGCAAGUGCCACUUGCACCUUCUUGUCUCCAAGAAGGGAUAUGGACAUAUGCAACUGAGCUUCUUUCCUAACCCAAUGAAGAGCAUCACACAGGUACCAUUUUUAUCAUACCAGGCAACCAAAUAAUAAACAAAGUCAAAUCCUGCUUUCAGACUUACACACAACUCUUCAGACUAACAUGCAGCUCUUACAGAUGACAUGACCUUGGCAUAGCCACUGCAGGCCACAACACUGUGUCAGUAGCAGAUUACCUUUUCAAAGGAUCCUUCCUUUCAUGUCAGUGAGCAACACUGCCCUGCAUCUUUACCAGAC